Molecule: messenger RNA, 2624 nt
Organism: Coccinella septempunctata (seven-spotted ladybird)
Lineage: Eukaryota; Metazoa; Arthropoda; Insecta; Coleoptera; Coccinellidae
Product: protein PF14_0175-like
Exons: 3
Coding region: 484-2412 (642 amino acids)
Source: RefSeq, a predicted model, not a curated record
AUGUAAAACAGGCAGAAGAAAAAAAACCUUUGUAAAAUGAAAACAAUGAAAACAAGAUAAGGAAAUUAAAAUGCUGUUCUUUUUCUUAUUUUGACAGAUAAUGAGAUUUACAAAACAGUUUAGAUUAGAUACAUAUAAUUUCAUUUUAUUCGACAGUGCUUCUUUCACAUAAUGUUUGUUAAUCGUUUAAAUAUUUAAAUUUAUUUCAUUCAGUGUCCAUUUGAAAUCUUCUCGGGAAUUUUCAUCAGUUUUCAAUAUUCCUCGUUAAAAAUCGGUCAAAUCAAACAGUAAAUUUUUGAAUCUAUGAAAUGACACCUUGUUUUAUUUUCUUCUUUCGAUGGGAGUUUUUUAUUGGUUGGAAAAAAUAAGAAGGUGGCUUUCAUCAGCUAUUCCGACUGCCGACCACAGAAUUUCCAGUUAGAUGGCUCGAACUCAAAUGUAGAGACCCAACAACAGGAUGUUCUCCAUGUAUCCAGCUUCAAUAUGUCCAUGAGAGAUGAGACUUCCCAAAGGAAAAUAGAGGAGAAUACCAGACAAAUCUUGGAAAAAAUAGAAGAACUGAACCGAAAGCAAGGGCUCGUCAAAAAGAAGAAGCCAACCUAUUUUCACUUCCCCUUCAGUUAUUCUAGAUCGAAGGAGAAUUCAACAUCAAAUCAUCAACCGCAACAAAGGUCGGAACAAGAAUUCAGCUUACCAAAAUCACCUUUCGAAAACCCAAUCACUCAAUAUUUAAUUAAUCAGAAGGAUCUUCCAACUGGACUGAAAACUUCUUCCUCUCCAGACUCAACAGGAGGAAUAACAGUUGUUGAGACGAACCCCAACGCGCAAAUCACUGAGGAAGACGAGAUUCCUGGUCAAUACGUUAAAAGAAAGGUUACUCAUCAGCAGGUUAUGGUAGUUCCAAGCGUUCAAACCUAUAUGAACAAUAGGAAUAAUCCAGCAUUCCAACAAUACCAUCAGCAUAUGUUGAAUCAACAGAAUUUGGCCAUGCAAAAUAUACCAGGGUACGGUUUGCCAAACACAGCCCCUCCUAUGUUCAACCCUUUCUCUAAUAACCCUGAUGCGAACCGUAAGAAUCCCAUAAAACCUAGUGACCAAAUGGAGAAUCUUGAAAGCCAGACUCUCAAUAACAUAAAAAAUAUAAUUUAUAGCUCCCAAACAAACCCGAACUAUGUCAAUCCAUAUUUUUCUAAUCUCCAACCAAGCCCUUUUCCCUAUUAUCCAACAACUUCAUAUAAAGCAGACAAUAAGGCAGAAAAUAGUCAAGCACCUGCAUUAAUUUAUGGUCCAUACGUAGUUCCCAACUUAGAGGCAGCUCAAAUGACGAGACAAAUUCAGAUUCAAUCGCCAUUGUAUGACUAUUUUCCAAUUAUGAUCAAGGAUCCGAUCAUGCACUUCUACACAGCCCUCACAACAAUGGUAGAAUAUGGACCACAAGCUGGCGCUACAAGUGCUACAUGUAAGGGUAAAGAUGAUUCUAAGCAAAAAUCGAACUCUGAUUCUGAACAAAAAUUUAACACUGAUUCUGAGCAAAACACGAAUAAAGCUUCAGAGAACACUACAGAAAACAAUGCUCAGUUACCCUCUGCUAGUAAUUCUUUCACAAGUAAUCAGGGGGACAGUUUUAAAUACGAUCCUGAAAAUGCCGAGAAUCUCAACGUAUUACUCAAAAACCUAACUGACGAUGAACACAUCACUUUGGAGUUUGAAAACCCAAAUUUCCAAAACGAAGAUGAGAAUAGUGGACGAGGAUUCAAUAUCAGAUUCCCUAAAAAUGAUUUAAGAGAUAAGGAAACAAGGGUUGAGAGGUUAUCAUCCUCUGUUCCCAAUUCAAAAUCUCCACAUUACACUAUAAAGGAGAACAAAGUUGAUUUGGGACAGCAAAUGGUCAGAGUUGGCACAAAAACUAACAAAAAAGAAACGUCAACAACCUCAAGGACUGUUUAUAUAGGAAACAAAGCACAUUUGAUAGAUUCACCACCUAAUCGAGAACAAAUCCCAUAUGAAGAUGAAAUUGAGGACGACAAAGGUCUAGGAUUCGGUAGCAGACCAGAAGAUAUUCAAGUUUCCCAUGAUGGCAACAAAAAGUUGUUCAGCAAAGAUAAUACCGGGAGUGGGAUCUUCAUUCAUAAGCUCAAAGUCAGAAAGGGUGGUGUAGCUAUAGCUGGCCCAGGAGGUAUAGCUACUGCAGGUGAUGGAGGGACAGCUAUAGUAGGUCCAAAUGGUUAUGCCUAUACUCAGCCAGAUAGUCUCGCUAUAGCUGGAACUGGAACCAAAGUAAUAGCUGUGGAGCCUACCAUUAACUUAAGCGAUCUUCUGAAAGGUAACAGAUCGAGAUUGGAGGGUCCAAAUAGUCAGAGAAUUGGUAAAUUGGUUGCAGUAGGCCCUGUUAUUUACUACAACAAAGGUUGAAAGAAAAAGCGCAUUCUGUAAUAGUAAAAGUUAUUGGAUAUAACUACGUGCUUGCACAGUUAUAAAACGUUGAGCUUUCAGUUGUCAAUGUGUUGGCGAAGAUGAUUUCUCUGGAUCUUCAGUUCUCUGUGAAAAUGAUGAAAGUGGGUACUGAUAGCUCUCGCAUGAAAUUGAAUUGUUCCUGUAUUUUAGUCCUUUAGUUAAUCCAUGUU